Messenger RNA from Kluyveromyces marxianus DMKU3-1042, 2649 nucleotides. RefSeq names its product flocculation protein FLO5. The record is from RefSeq and is a predicted model, not a curated record. NCBI's taxonomy places the organism in Eukaryota, Fungi, Ascomycota, Saccharomycetes, Saccharomycetales, Saccharomycetaceae. Gene Ontology annotation, biological process: flocculation. The transcript has a single exon. The coding region runs from base 1 to 2649 and encodes 882 amino acids.
AUGUGGUUUGUGAUUUUUCAGGUACUAUUAGUACUAGGAAUAUCAUUCGUUGACUGUCAGUCUUUUAACACUGAUUUGAAUACAGUUUUAGGUUGCGCCCCCAAAACCAAUUCAUUAUCCAAAGGUUUUUCUGUAUCUUACUACCAUUAUCCCCUGAUACCAAGUGGUUCAUCUGGAUGCUACGUGGAUGAUCGUAAAACUUUUUUAACGGAUGAAUAUCUACAUGGUGGUUAUGCAACAUAUGGAGGUGGCUUAAUCGGAAGUAGUACGGGCGUGACUAAUUUAACAUUUCACUUUCAUUUCCCGGGUGGCUGUUUGAGACCUAUAUUAGGCAGUUUGCCAUCUAAUUACAAUAAUCCGCCUCAGUUUUCCAUGUCCAAUUUUUCUAUGUUGAUUACGGGGUACUUCUUCGCUCCAAAAACAGGUUUAUAUGAUUUUGUUAUAACCAAUGGGGACGAUGUCAUGGAUAUAAAUAUGGGUGAUGGUAAGGCAUUUGGGUGCUGUCAGCUGGAAAGCACUAUAUCCAAUCCUGCACCCUUUGACAUUUCUGUUGUUUGGCCUUCAUCGACCGGUAGUGGCUCUUUUAAUCUAGUAGGAGGUUACUACUACCCAUUAAGGAUACUUUAUAUAAACCGCUACUAUGAAGCUAUUAUAGCAAUGUCUUUUAAGGAUCCAGAUGGUGUUGUGCAUAACAAUUUCGACGGAUACGUGUUUACAAUCCCUGAUGGAGAAAAGUGCCCCGCUCCAGUUGCUACUACGACUUUACCAUGGACAUUUCAAUCCACUGCCACUGGAACCGCUAUUGGAACCACUACUGGUGUAGAUGGUGAAGCCAUAACUGAAGAUUUUAUCGUGGUCAGACUUCCACAUAUUGAAACUGCUAUUGCAAUUAAUACACCAUGGACUGGUACUUACACGACCACUGUAGCAACUGCUACCACCACAGUAACUGGUUCUGACGGAAUACCAACUAUCGAAACCAUUUUUAGUGUAGAGAUUCCUCAGGUCAAAACAGCCACUACAGUUAAUAAACCAUGGACCGGUACUUACACCACCACCUACUCCACUGAUAUUUCCACAGAGACUGGUGCUGACGGCAUACCAACUGUCAGAACCAACUUCCUUGUCGAGACUCCUGAGAUUGAGACCGCUGUGACCAAAGUUAUACCAUGGACUGGGAAAUACACCACCACAUAUUCAACUAAUAUUGCCACGGAGACUGGUACUGACGGAAUACCAACUGUUAAGACAAACUUCCUUGUAGAGACUCCUCAGGUCGAAACAGCAACCACAAUCAACGCAGGAUGGACUGGUACUUACACCACAACUUACUCUACCGAUAUUUCCACAGAGACUGGUGCUGAUGGAGUACCAACUGUUAAGACGAACUUCCUUGUCGAGACUCCUCAGGUUGAAACAGCCACUACCAUCAAUGCAGGAUGGACGGGCACUUACACCACCACAUAUUCGACUGACUUUGUUACUGUCACAGGUAGUGAUGGUAUCAUAACUCUCCAAGCUGUGUACCAUGUGCAAACACCUACCGUUAAACUUUCCAAAUUCGAUAAUUUGUCACGAACAAGUAACGAUACACAAGCUUAUUCUACCAACACUAUAGCUACCACAGGCGCCGACGGUGUUCCCACUGUCCACCCCACCUUCAGUGUCGAUGCUUCAGAGAUUGGAAGUAUCUCUACGGUUAUUUCGCCAUGGACUGGAACAUAUACCACCACUUACUCAACUGAACUAGUUACAGCCACCGGUACUGACGGUAUUAUAACUGUCCAAGCAGUGUACCAUGUGAAAACACCAAGUACUGGAACCACCAAUACCAAAAACAGUACAUGGAUCAGCAACUAUAUCCAAACAUACCCCACUGGCGGUAUAGGUAGUAGCAGUGCUGAUGGUGUUUCCAAUGUUCAGACCGCUAUUCAUGUCAAGACCGGAGAGGCAGGAAACGCCAUGAAAAUCAAUAUCCCAUGGACAGGCACUUACACCACUACCUACUCAACAGGAGCCUUCACUUCCACUGGUUCUAACGGUAUACAGACUGUUCAAACGGCGUUCUACGUUAAAACUCCAGAGAUGGGCUCUUCCAGUUUUGGAUACAGUAACACUUCAAGUACUACUUCCCAUGGUACCGAUUCAAAUGGUAAUAAAAAUCUUCAAUCUGAAACAUCCAACCCAUUAGUUAGGGUAUCUGUUACCUCCGGAAAUGUGAUAGGCCAUUCCACGGCAGAGACAAACUUGCCAAUAUCUCAAGAAACAAGUUCUAAUCGACCAACGACUUCUAAAAACGAUGACGGUCCAGUACCAGAAAGACGUAGUACUGCAAACAUCAACACCCCUCUUGGAACCACGAUGAAUGCCGUUGGGGAAACAUCCGGAGUGGUAAGUGGAAUACUUGAUACUGAAACAAGGGGAAAACAAACUAAAACAAUGUCGAUCAGUGUUGGUCAACCAGUAACAGUCAGUUCUGCAACUUCCAAGGCGACUUCUCCUCAACCAUCUUUGAAUCCAUCCAUCCCAACUUUUACGCCUUCGAUCUCUGGAGCUUCACAAAGCGCCACAUUUGAGACGCGUUUGGAAGACAAAGCCAAUAAGAUACUCAUUUCUCCUCUAGUGAUAAUAUUAUUAGCGUUCUUGUGA